AUGCCGAACGAUCCUCACGCCGACCCUCUCGAACCCGUCGCCCACGGAGAAGGAGAAAUGCCGACAUCAACGCCAGAUCGUUACUGGCGCCUGUUCAACGACUUAGGGAUGCCACCCCCAUUAUCCACGGUCGACCCUCCAGCCGUACUGCCCGAGGCGUUCCUCGCCCUCGUCAAGCAAGUGCAGGGAAUGAUGGAGAUAAUGCAGACCGUUGUCCCACUCAUCCCCGAAAUCAGGCGACUAACGGAUGCCUCCGCCGACCCAGCUCAUCUGAGGCCGAGCACGGGACUGGAUGCAACCGGUGAGACCCGGGACAGGGCCAUCCACCGCGAGGGUUCGCCCACACGCGCCUCUCCUGCACCCUCCCGAGCCGCACGGCGUCGCCCCGAGCCUAACACCGUAUCGUCCGACUCGGCGGACAGCUUCCUUAAGGUACAAUUCUCCCAGGUCAAUCGCCGCCUGGACGAGUUCCGACGCGAGCUCCAAAAAACGCGGGAUGAAUCAAGCGAGGGCACCUCGGGGGGAUCCCCUUUCGUUCAGGAAAUACAAGAAAAACCCGUCCCCCUCAACUUCAGGGUGUCGGCCCUCGAAACGUACGACGGCGGCUCCGACCCAGCAGAGCAUGUCGCCGCGUUCAGAACUCAGAUGGCCCUUUACGGCACGUCCGACGCGCUAAUGUGUCGUACGUUUCCGACCACCUUCAGAGGACCAGCACGCGCAUGGUUCAGCCGGCUGCGACAAUCCUCGAUCGCAUCUUUUGACCAGUUCGCCAAAGAAUUCGAACAAAACUUCCUUACCAGCGCGCGGCCUUGCCCUUUCAUAACCGCUCUGCUAGCACUAUCGCAGCACGAAGAAGAAACGCUCGCGCAGUUCGUGACACGCUUUGCCGCGGAGAUCCGCGGCUAUUCGGACACUCACCCCUCUUUGAUCAUGCAGGCGUUCCUAACGGGGCUGAAACCCUCGAGGUUCUUCUGGUCACUAAUCGAGAAGCCGCCCGCCACUGUCCCGGAGAUGCUUCACCGGGCCAGCCAAUACGUCGUCGGCGAAGCAUUAGCGGCUGGAAGACGCCCGGUCGGGAAGAAAUCGCGAACCGAGCAACCCCGAACCGUCACCUCGUCGACCGACCCGCGACCCCAUCGGAGGCUCGACCACCCUGAGCAGCGCCUCCCGAGGCCUCCGCCCCUCCCACUCAACACGCCUCGUACCGAGAUCUUCCUCCAAAUCAGGGAAAAAGGUCUUCUGCGGCCCCCUAAUCCCAUGAGAGCUACUUACAAAAAUCGGUCGAAAUACUGCAGGUUCCACCGAGACCACGGCCAUGACACCGAGGACUGUCACGACCUCCAGAACCAGAUCGAGGAGCUGAUCAGAAGAGGGUACCUCGGCCGCUAUCUCAAGGAACCCCGAGAAGCAACCCCGCGUCCCCGGAUGCCCGUGGAAAGGCAGGUCGAUGUCAUCAUCGGUGGACCAGCGGCAGGCGGCAGCAGCUCAAGCGCAAGGAAAUCCUACGCCCGGAGCUCGGUCGAGAAGCGCCCCCGACCCGAACUGGAACCCGAAAUCUCUUUUGGGGCCGAGGAAGGGGAAAGGUCCCAUCAUGACGACGCUCUGGUAAUUUCUAUCCAGAUCGCCAACGCUCGGGUGAAGCGGGUGAUGGUCGACACUGGAAGCUCCGCCGACAUCAUGUACCUCGACGCCUUCAAAGGGCUCGGCCUGCUCACUGAAGACCUCAUCCCCAUGAGCUCGGCGCUCACGGGAUUCACCGGCGACUCAAUCUCCCCGCUCGGCACCACCACACUCCCUGUCUCCAUUGGGGAGGAGCCAAGAACCAAGACAAUAAUGACUACGUUCAUGGUGGUCAACCUGCCCUUGGCCUACAACGUCAUCCUCGGGUGCCCGACGCUCAACAAACUAAAAGCAGUAGUCUCAACCUACCACCGAGCCGUCAAGUUUCCCACCUCGGCGGGGGUUGGAGAAUCGCGAAGCGACCCAGGCGAGUUAAGAAGGUGCUACCUCACCGCGGUUUCACUCCCGAAAAGGGCGUGCCCCCAUAUCCCGGACCCACGAGAAGAGGCCCCCAUGUCAACACACCUUGAACCGCCCGAACGGCUUACCGAGGUACCGAUAAAGGGAGACCGGCCCGGUCAGACCGUGAAAAUCGGCACAGCUCAGCCCGAAGGAAACCAGCUCCAGCUCGUCGAGUUCCUAAAAGCAAACGCCGAUGUAUUCGCAUGGUCGCCCAAGGAAAUGCCAGGGAUCGAUCGGACGGUAGCCGAACACCAGCUUAACGUCGAUCCCGAAGCCAGGCCAGUAAAGCAAAGACCACGCAGGUUCGCCCUCGACCGGCAGAAGGCGAUCAGCGAAGAGAUCGACCGGUUGACAGAGGCCGGAUUCAUUUCCGAAGUAAAGUACCCCCAGUGGCUGUCAAAUGUAGUCCUCGUUAAAAAACCUAACGGAAGCUGGCGGAUGUGCGUUGACUACACCAAUCUCAACCGGGCGUGCCCCAAGGACUACUACCCACUCCCGAGAAUAGAUCAGCUAGUCGACGCCACCUCCGGCUACGAACUCCUUACCUUCUUGGACGCAUACUCGGGCUAUAACCAAAUCCGCAUGGCACCGGCGGACCAGGAGAAUACAGCUUUCAUCACCGACAGAGGAAUAUAUUGCUACAAGGUGAUGUCGUUCGGCUUAAAGAACGCUGGGGCGACCUACCAGAGGAUGGUCAACAGGUUGUUCAGACGACAGAUCGGCAGGAAUAUGGAAAUAUAUGUGGACGACAUGAUCGUAAAAAGCAAAACCGCGGGGGCGCACCUGGCCGACUUGGCAGAAACUUUUCAGACCCUCAAACGAUUCCAUAUGCGUUUGAACCCCGCGAAGUGCGUCUUCGGGGUUAGCUCGGGAAGAUUCCUUGGCUUCGUCAUCCACCAGAGGGGAAUAGACGCCAACCCGGAGAAGGUACGAGCCAUAACCCGGAUGCACUCACCCCGAUCCGUCAAAGAAGUACAGUGUCUCACAGGGAAACUGGCGGCACUCAGUAGAUUCAUAUCCAGGUCGGGCGACAGGUGCCUGCCUUUCUUCCAGGCCCUACAACAAGUCAACAACUUCACCUGGACACCCGAGCGCGAGGAAGCUUUUAAAAACCUGAAGGAAUACCUUGCCUGCUUGCCCCGACUCGCUUCCCCUGAACCAGGAGAAACCUUGAGCCUUUACUUGGCGACGUCAGCACGGGCGGUUAGCUCGGUGCUAGUCCGAGAAACACCGCCGCAGCAGCAGCCCAUAUAUUACGUCAGCCACGUCCUCGCCGGGGCCGAGGCGCGGUACCCCCCCAUCGAAAGGCUAGCCUUAGCGUUGGUGAAGACAGCGUGA
This is a messenger RNA of Musa acuminata subsp. malaccensis (wild Malaysian banana), 3360 nucleotides long. Lineage: Eukaryota; Viridiplantae; Streptophyta; Magnoliopsida; Zingiberales; Musaceae. The record is from RefSeq and is a predicted model, not a curated record.